Toxorhynchites rutilus septentrionalis is the source of this 2273-nucleotide messenger RNA. Its product is annotated as luciferin sulfotransferase-like. The record is from RefSeq and is a predicted model, not a curated record. Gene Ontology annotation, molecular function: sulfotransferase activity. Bases 89 to 1096 code for a protein of 335 amino acids. The transcript is spliced from 4 exons. Gene Ontology annotation, biological process: sulfation. Lineage: Eukaryota; Metazoa; Arthropoda; Insecta; Diptera; Culicidae. Gene Ontology annotation, cellular component: cytoplasm.
AUCGGAACUUGAAAUUCGCAACUAUUGUGCCACCAUCCGUCGUGGCGUACAGAACGUGCCGAUUGUUUGAUACUGCAAGAACGGCAGAAUGUUCCGCUUUGAAAAAGUUACUAACGAACAAAUUACGCGCAUCGAGUGUCCCGGAACCGAGAAACACUAUAAAAUCACCAGACCUGCUGGAUUUCCUAACAGUGCCCCUGCCAAUAUCAGGAAUGGUUGUGAAAGACACAGUGUUAUGAUCGAAGCAUUUCUGCCACUUCUCGAAGAGAUUCGGAAUUUCGAAGUAUUAGAAGAUGAUGUAUGGGUUAUAACGUUUCCAAAAUGUGGCACAACGUGGACCCAGGAAAUGGUUUGGUUAUUGAAUAACAACCUUAAUUUUGAACGAGCGAAGAAAAUAUCACUUGAGGAAAGAUUUCCAUUUUUAGAACUAACCGGGGCGUUGACACUAAUCGGAGGAGAUUCGGUUGGUCACGUGAGAAGCCAACCCCGACCUCGCCACAUAAAAUCGCACCUUCCAGCGAUGCUUUUGCCCGAUCAGGUAUGGACCGUCAAGCCGAAAAUCGUUUAUGUUUCACGGAACACGAAGGAUGCCGCGACAUCAUUUUACCAUCACUAUCGAAACAUCGUGGGCUACGAUGGCUCCAAAGAGCAUUUCUUCGACGCGUUUCUCAGUGAUAAUCUAAUCUACGCGCCAUUCAGUGGCCACGUGGCGGACUAUUGGCAGCUUAGGGAUGAAGAAAAUAUGCUGUUCAUCACUUACGAACAAAUGAAACACGAUCUGAGGAAGGUUAUUGAAAAGGUUUCUUCGUUCCUGGGGAAAUCGUACAGUGAACAAGAAAUAGAAGUACUAGAAAAUCAUUUAUCAGUGGAAUCUAUGAGAGCAAAUGAUUCAUGCAACAUGCAGACGCUGGUGGAAUGGGCGCGAAACACCAACUAUAGCGAGGAACGAAAAAAUAAUGAAUCCAAUAAAUUUCGUUUCAUUCGGAGCGGAGAUGUUGGUUCAUAUCGAAAUGACAUGAGCCCAGACUUCGUACAUCGCUUCAAUGAAUACGAAAAAUGUAUCACAAACGACUGUGGCUGGAAAUUGGGUCUUUGAUAGAACAGUUAGUUUUGAAACUCGAUUGUGUGGCAUACUUUUUGGAAACUCGCAAAGAAAUUAACAAACAUAUCAUGUCGAAACUAUAUAUUAACGGAUUAGGAACACUUCUCAAGAAGAAAAAAAAUCUUUUAUAAGACAGUUUGAAUAAAACUUUAAAAACAAUAAUAAUUUUUUUUUUUCGAAUUAGUCGUUUAGUGGCUUUUGUUUAUCUCAUAGGUCUCCAAGAAUUAAAAUAUUAUAUACGAGAAAUAUUACUCGUUCUCACUUCAUCACCUUUUUGGUAUUCCCGAGCACUCCUUUUUUGAUAAAGUUAUCUUAUACAAGGUCCAAUUUUUUAAACACCUAGGGUAAAUGAUCUUGGUUUGUCCAAUUUGGGGUGUUUUUACGCAACUAGUAAAUGCAAAUCGAUUUUUCUUCAUGAAAAUCACACAUAAUCGAUACGAGUUUGGGUUUGUUGAAAAGCCCCAAGUCUCUAGUUGCUAAUACUACCAUAAGGUGUUGAAAUUAUUCAAAUUUUUAUGUUUUUUAACGAUUUUCCUUAAAGAAGAAUUAUGAUCAUGGUUUGACCACCUCUGAUCAUGGUUUGCCCAAAAAAAUGAUCAUGGUUUGCCCGGUUUUAGAAAUCUCCAUUUUUGAAUGAAAACAUUCGAAUUCACAAUUAGAUGUUGCAUUUAUCAUUGCUUGAGUUUACUGUCAUCAUAUUGAUUCAUUCAUAAUUUAGGCAUUCUUCAGAAUAUUGCCUUUUCUUGGGCAUUUUAGAAGUGUUCACCUCAACAUAAUCAACACAGAAAAACCAUACUUCUACUAUGCGCGAAGCACACCAAAAACAAACAUAAACAAACUGCAGCGCGCCAAGCGGUUGCCAUAGAAAUCAUGUGGACAAAACAACAUUAUUGAAUUGGACAACUCAUGAUCAGAAUUGAGUUCAUCAAAAUGCGUUAAUUUAAUGGUUUAGCUAUGUAAAUCCGAUACAAACGGUGAGCAAGCAUGAUGUUUACAAUAUUUAUAAGUGUUGUAAUCCAGAAAAGGUUAGAAUACGUGCCAAAUAAUCAUCUGGUGAUCGAUUAAAAGUUAGCUCGAAUGAGGGGCGCAUUGACACAAAUAGAAGGUGUAUUUUAUAAUCCUUUAAAACAUGUGAUUUUGUAAAAAUAUACUAUCAAACUACUAUAAAUCA